Molecule: messenger RNA, 2845 nt
Organism: Hemibagrus wyckioides
Lineage: Eukaryota; Metazoa; Chordata; Actinopteri; Siluriformes; Bagridae
Gene: mrps11
Product: mitochondrial ribosomal protein S11
Exons: 6
Coding region: 96-704 (202 amino acids)
Biological process (GO): translation; maturation of SSU-rRNA from tricistronic rRNA transcript (SSU-rRNA, 5.8S rRNA, LSU-rRNA); ribosomal small subunit assembly
Cellular component (GO): mitochondrial small ribosomal subunit; ribosome
Molecular function (GO): structural constituent of ribosome; small ribosomal subunit rRNA binding; mRNA 5'-UTR binding
Source: RefSeq, a predicted model, not a curated record
AGGCGGGAUUUAACGCAAAACGGUUAGGGAUAAACUAAAGUAUACUGUCAGUCGUAGCUAGUUUUUAGGUAGUCAAUAGAUGGCAUAAAAACAAAAUGUAUAAAAUGAAUUUUGCAUUAUCGUCGUUUAUAAGAGGGGCAUGUCAGCAGCUCCUUGAGCCUUUGAAUUUAUCCGGAAGAACGACAGGAGGAAAUGUCUUGCGCACACUUUACACAAGUUCUGUCCGAUUCCAAGAGGCUGAAGUUCAAUCACAAGAGCUCACGUCCAGCAUGACUCCUCCAAAAAGCUCUAAAGAGUUCAGUGUUUAUCCUCCCUUCCCAGGCCAGGACAGUGGUUUGACAUGGGGUGGCAAAAAGUUUGAAGAAUUACCGAUAAUUCACAUUAAAGCCACCUAUAACAACACUCACAUCCAGGUGACCGACAGCGAGGGUCAGUCCAUGGCCAGAACCUCGUGUGGGACAGAAGGUUUCCGUAACAUAAAGAAAUCAACUCCAAUUGCUGCCCAGACCACCGGCAUCGCGGCUGCUGCGAAGGCACAGGCGAAGGGAGUGACGUUUGUGCGUGUCCUAGUCAAAGGACUUGGUCCAGGGCGCUUGUCUGCCAUUAAAGGGUUAACCAUGGGAGGACUGGAGAUUGUGUCCAUCACUGACAACACGCCGGUUCCACACAAUGGCUGUCGGCCUCGUAAAGCUCGGAGGAUGUAAACCCCAGUAAUCCAGUCCGUCUGUGCCGAAAGCAUCAACAGCUGAGCCUGCAGUCUGAGCGGAGGAGCUGAACACAUUGCUCAUUUCCUUUGCACAGUAUGACGUAUCACACUUCAUGUAACUAUUUGGGGUAUUUUGGUAGAUUUUUUCUGUGUUGUUUUUUUUUUUUAAAUGUAUUAAACCAGUGGAAUUAAAGAGUUAACUUUUGUCUUUUCUUUUACAUUAUCACAUAUCUUCAGCAGCUGUUAUUUUGUACAUGAUAAAGACAGUCAUCACUGCCAUAUGAAGGUGCUAGUUAUAGAAAAUGGGCGAAAGGCACCUUUUGAUGCUCGUUCAGUUCGAACAAUGGUACCCAUCAGUCUAAUGCGCACUUAAGAAUGUCUGUCUUUUUUUGUCAUCACUGGUAUUAGAUAUGUCAGAUCCGCCUCUCAAGUCCGUUUUCCCAGUUCUGAGUGAGAGGCACAGUGCAGAAUAGCUCCCUAUAAAUAAAUGGACUGUUGUAAGGUUAUUGCCCUUUCCUAGUGUUACAUCAGGUGCUUCGUUGCCAUAGCGACAGCAAUUAGCAAGGACUCGGGCGGGCGGUUGAAUACGAGCCUGUCCCUCGUACCCAUGGCAACCAAGGUCAGGCCCGCAACACACAUCUGCUUUUCAUUGCUAACCCGCUUUCAGCGUGCACUAAAGCUAGAGGGUUAAGGGAGCAUUAGGCUGUGUGGGAGGCCAUUUCCAAAAUGUUGUGGCUUCUAUUUAGACCCCGAUUAAAGCGGUAAUUAGAAAACAAAGUGGUAGUCUUAUCAUUGAAGGAAGGGCCUUAAGCGUAUACUGCCAUCUUCAAAUUAAUAGCAUUCUUAGGAAGGUAAGAACCAAUUGUCACUGACCUAAAGAACCACUUUAACAACAACUGCCGUUGUUCCAGACUGUUGAUUUCUAACCUGUUGUGUCCAUUUGUGUGAUAUUUUGGCUAGAAUUUACAGGUGUCCUGUACUCUGAACAGAAAAUCACAAUGUCUGCUACUUCAUGAAGGAGAAUUAGUCAAGAUAUUGAUUGAAGGAUUUGACCCGACAUAAUCCAAGUCCAGAGUUAAUUUUCUUUCCAUGGUUAUAUUUAUGGUUUUUAGGGUUUUAUGAUGCAGGUGAUUAUUAUUAUUGCAUUUACAGGCUUUUGUCAUCUUCAAGAUAAUAAUGUUUAUAGCAGAGCAACAGGUAAAAAACACUGUACUGUAAAAGAACCAUGUUAAAUCUGUCCAUAUCUGACUCAUAAUAUUUGAGUAAAAAGCCACUUAUUCACUCUUCCAUCACCAAUAGAAAAAUAUGCUUAAUUAUUAAUUAAAACUAAGCAAUUAAAUCAUUAGAUGAAAAUUGUACAGGCUGCUGUCUAAUUAAUAACAUAUCUAUAAGAACAAGUCAAGUAUAUAUAUAUAUAUAUAUAUAUAUAUAUAUAUAUAUAAUGUAUGUAUAUAUAUAAAAUAAAGUUGUACAAGCAUAAGUUUUGUUUUUGUUUGUUUAGGUUUACUUUUUACACAUUAAUGAGUAUUCAUAUGGCUUUAUAAAUGAUCCAUGGCCAAGACUUUAGGCGUAAUAAUCGAUCAUGACUGCUUGUGUUUUCUUCUAUGGUUAUGGCUAAGGUUUUCCUCCAUCUGUAUAACUGAAAUAUGAAACAAGUCAUAAUCUGGAUGCGUUCACAGGCUACUGCUGUCCUCAAACGAAUCACUUUCAUAACAAGGCAAGAUCCAGCAGUCAAUAACCUUUAACACAUUAAAAGCUCUUCACGUAUUGUUUUCUGACAGUGGAAUCAAAAGCGUGAUAUUUUUUGAUAACAAGAAUAUCUCACAGUUCCAUGAUCCCUGGUUUGAUUCAUUCUGGCGCUCGGGUUACUGCCUUUGUGCGGUUUCACGUGUCGACCUUAUGUAUGAGAGUGGUUCCUAUGGGUUUUCUGAGAUUUUUUAAAAACACCUGCAAAAAACAUUGAUAGAUGGGAGCUGGAUUAGCUGUGCCAAAAUGCCCCUAUGUGUGUAUAAGUGUGUGAGUCUGUAUAAGAAUGUGGAUGUGUGGUGUCCCAUCUAGGUUGUUUUCCCCUCACACAUCCUGUGUUCACAUGAUGUGUAAAGUACAUAAGUCUUAAUAAAUAAAUAACAAAACCUCUGA